Aspergillus saccharolyticus JOP 1030-1 is the source of this 1167-nucleotide messenger RNA. RefSeq names its product 60S ribosomal protein uL2. Gene Ontology annotation, biological process: cytoplasmic translation. Gene Ontology annotation, molecular function: RNA binding; structural constituent of ribosome. NCBI's taxonomy places the organism in Eukaryota, Fungi, Ascomycota, Eurotiomycetes, Eurotiales, Aspergillaceae. Bases 8 to 772 code for a protein of 254 amino acids. The record is from RefSeq and is a predicted model, not a curated record. Gene Ontology annotation, cellular component: cytosolic large ribosomal subunit; ribosome. The transcript has 4 exons.
AGUCGCCAUGGGUCGUGUGAUCCGCAACCAGAGGAAGGGUCGUGGAUCCAUUUUCACGGCCAACACCCGUCUCAACAAGGCCCCUGCCCAGUUCCGUGUCCUCGACUACGCUGAGCGUCAUGGAUACACUCGUGGUGUUGUGAAGGAGAUCAUCCACGACCCUGGCCGUGGUGCUCCUCUCGCCAAGGUCCAGUUCCGUCACCCCUACAAGUUCAAGCACGUUACCGAGACCUUCAUCGCCAACGAGGGCAUGUACACCGGUCAAUUCAUCUACGCCGGAAAGAACGCUACCCUGACUGUCGGCAACAUCCUUCCCCUCGCCUCCGUUCCUGAGGGUACCGUUAUCUCCAACGUUGAGGAGAAGGCUGGCGACCGUGGUGCUCUUGGUCGUACCUCCGGUAACUACGUUACCGUUAUUGGACACAACCCUGAGGAGGGCAAGACCCGUGUCAAGCUUCCCUCUGGUGCCAAGAAGGUCAUCAAGAACACCGCUCGCGGUAUGGUUGGUAUCGUCGCUGGUGGUGGCCGUACCGACAAGCCUUUGCUCAAGGCUUCUCGUGCCAAGCACAAGUUCGCUGUCAAGCGCAACUCUUGGCCCAAGACUCGUGGUGUUGCCAUGAACCCCGUUGAUCACCCUCACGGUGGUGGUAACCACCAGCACAUCGGUAAGGCUUCGACCAUUUCCCGCUACGCCGCCCACGGUCAAAAAGCCGGUCUUAUUGCUGCCCGGAGAACUGGUCUGCUCCGCGGUACCCAGAAGACCAAGGACUAAGCGGUUUAUGGUGUGGAGUUUUUAUUGUGACGGGUUGAAAAUGCUCUUUUGCUAUGAGGCAUAUGUACUUAGGCGACUGCGGAUAAUCUCCCAUGCGUCUCUAGCCAAGUUAGGUUGUGGCCAACAAAUAUUUUCAUGAUGACCAAAGCAAAAGGAAAAACGGGUUCAAAAUUCAACUCUUGUGCAUGUGCUUGAACGAGUCUGUCGCGCUGUAGCGUAGCCGAUGUAGACCGGAUUGUUCUGACGGAUCUCACACUUGGAUAUGCUGCAUUCUGGAAGAUGCGCUCUGUACUCUAAAUUUGCACUAGGCCUUCUAUCUCUCAGUGCGCAUUGUGAUUACGGGGUAAUGUUCUCAUAGACAGGUUCUACCCGGGAAUUGUUAGAAUGGAUCUGGU